AUGCUCCUCAAGGCCGGUGCCGAUGGAGGCUCUCAAGCCGGGUACCUCCUCCACAACGAAAUUAUGAACUACGUUAGCGAGGCCUAUCCCCAGGCAGCCAGUCAGGACUGGAGCGUCAUGGUUCAGAUCGUGCUAAAUCUCGACGGUCUGGCCAAGAAGCUCCACGCCUGUGGCAUUAUUUCCAAUACUGCUGCUGAGCGCACUUUGUCCGACUUUGGACGUGGCUUUGGCCGUGCUCAGCCCCUGUUCAGCUUCAUUGACGUCGGCUCUGGCAAGGAGUCCGCCGAUCACAAAAUUCGCGAAACCUUGCGCCUGAUGGUUCGCAUCAAUCAGUGCAAGCACAUUUUCUUUGGCCCUUGCCAUGAUAACGGAUACCUUCCUGUCCUUGAGCCAUAUAAGCUAGACCCUAAGGUUUACCCGCGUCUGACGCUUAUCGAGACCACUCCUGCCGAGGAGGGCUUUAAACAUCUCAAUUUUCAUCGAAUUUCGUUCAAGUCGGUCUUCAGAUCCGAAAAACUCCCCGAUCGCGUCGAGCGCCCCAGUGUAUCAAGUGUGUCAAGCGUUUCUGCCGUCGCGUCGCCUCCCACUGCCGGCAUGCAACCGCUGCCGCCCCCGGUGCACGUCCCCACGAGCAAUGGAAAUGGCGGCGCCCUUUUGAGAAGCAACACGAACGAGAGCCAGCCCCAGCGUGUUGCGAGCCCGCAGUCAUCGAGCGGCGGUGCGCAGACACCUACCUCCUGGUCUGUCGUCACUAAGGUCUCGACCGGCAAGACGAUUGAUAUUUCUUCCAAGAAACCUGCGCCUAAAAAGUACUAUCUUCUCAACGUUGAGAGUCAGCGCGUCGACGAGCAGUUCCCGCGUAUUGACCCGAACGUCGAGAAGCGUUUCAAAGAGCGCAUGACAAAGUCUGGCAAAAACCUCUGCAACAAUUUUCAUCUUCAUGGAUUCUGCAAGAAUGGCGAUGCGUGCCCAUUCCUCCACGGUGAAAAGCUGAGUCAGGGAGAAUUGACACUGCUAAAGCAGAAAAAACCUCGCGUCAAGGUUUACGAAGAUGGAACUACCCAAAUGCUCGCGGCCUAG
Messenger RNA from Colletotrichum chrysophilum, 1080 nucleotides. RefSeq lists its product as uncharacterized. The coding region runs from base 1 to 1080 and encodes 359 amino acids. Lineage: Eukaryota; Fungi; Ascomycota; Sordariomycetes; Glomerellales; Glomerellaceae. The record is from RefSeq and is a predicted model, not a curated record. Gene Ontology annotation, molecular function: metal ion binding. The transcript has 2 exons.